AUGUCCGCCGUUGUUCAAUCCCGUGACGCUUCCCAAGUCUUUGGUGUUGCUAGAAUUUUUGCUUCCUUCAACGAUACUUUCGUCCAUGUUACUGAUUUAUCUGGUAAGGAAACCAUCUGCAGAGUUACUGGUGGUAUGAAAGUUAAGGCUGAUAGAGAUGAAUCUUCUCCAUACGCUGCUAUGUUAGCUGCCCAAGAUGUUGCUGCCAAGUGUAAGGAAGUUGGUAUCACUGCCGUCCAUGUUAAAAUUAGAGCUACUGGUGGUACUAGAACCAAGACCCCAGGUCCAGGUGGUCAAGCUGCUUUAAGAGCUUUGGCUAGAUCCGGUUUGAGAAUUGGUAGAAUUGAAGAUGUUACUCCAGUUCCAUCUGACUCCACCAGAAAGAAGGGUGGUAGAAGAGGUAGAAGAUUAUGA
Henningerozyma blattae CBS 6284 is the source of this 414-nucleotide messenger RNA. RefSeq names its product 40S ribosomal protein uS11. The transcript has a single exon. Gene Ontology annotation, molecular function: mRNA 5'-UTR binding; small ribosomal subunit rRNA binding; structural constituent of ribosome. Gene Ontology annotation, cellular component: ribosome; cytosolic small ribosomal subunit. Bases 1 to 414 code for a protein of 137 amino acids. Gene Ontology annotation, biological process: translation; maturation of SSU-rRNA from tricistronic rRNA transcript (SSU-rRNA, 5.8S rRNA, LSU-rRNA); ribosomal small subunit assembly. The record is from RefSeq and is a predicted model, not a curated record. Lineage: Eukaryota; Fungi; Ascomycota; Saccharomycetes; Saccharomycetales; Saccharomycetaceae.